UGACACGUAUCUGUCCCGUCUCUCUGGCACACGGUUCAAAUCGACAAGAAAACAAAAACGACGAGAAGGCAAAGAGGUACCGACCUUUUCUCCUCCUUUUUCGCUCCGACGCUCAUCUCUCCUCUGUUUCCUACCUUCCACCUUAUCGUCGUCGUCGACCUGUAUGAGACGGGCCGAUAUUUUUGGCUGUUCUCUUCGUCUUGGAGGAAGAGGGAUGUUAGGGGGCCUUUGCCCGUGGACUCAAUCGGCAACGAUGCACUCCUUUUAGAUCCAGGCUUCUCUCCAUCUCCGUUGCUCCUCCACCGCCAUCAAAGCCUUCUCGCUUCGGGGACGAGCCUUCUUUGUUAUGAAAAUCGGAUCUUGGAAUGGAAGGGAGCGAGCUACCGCAAAGUGUGACGCCCUCGGAGAACGUCGAUUCCUCUGAUCUCUGUGAACCCCUCGAGGUCCGGGAGGAGGAUGACACGAAGCCAUCCUGCGGCCGAGGCAGCGGCGACUUCGCGAGCGAGAAGAGGGAAGGCUCCGCCUCGGGCGGCGGAAAGAGGCUGUUUGACAUCAUCCAGCAGGUGCGCAACGCGGAUGGGGAUUCCGGCAACGGCUCCAGGUGGAGGUCGCUGACGGACAGCCUCCGCCGCGCCGGUGCGGCUUUGACGGCGGUGUCCUCCAGCCAACCGUGUCCGAUCUCCGACCCCGAGGUCGCCGUUUCCAUCUGCCGCAAUCCCGUCGUUUCCCGCAACGUCUCCAUUAGGAAUCCUUACCCCAUCUCGGACCCCGAGCUCGUCGUCUCGUCCCGCUCCAACACCGUCCGCUGCCGCUCCGUUUCGCUCUCGGUCUCCGUUAGGAACUCCGAGCCUCCCGUCCAAGAACCCAUGGCCGUAGCCGUAGCGGCGGAGGAACCGCCCGCCGUCAGCAAAGAAAUCAGCGGCGGCCAUAAGACCUAUCCGGGCGACACCGACGAUUCCUGGGCGCCGGCUGCUGCACCAUCAAAGGAAGAAGAGGAGGAGGAGGAAGAGGAAGAAGAGGAGGAGCAGCCGGCUAAGAUGUCCCUGAUGGCGUUGCUGGAGCAGACGGAUAUGCAAUGGGGCGGUAGCGAGGAGGAGUUAGAGGCGGAGGAAGAGGAGGAGGAGGAGGAGGAAGUGGCGCAGGAUAAGCCGGAGGGUGGAGGGGAUGGGAUGUUGUACGUCUGCUGCGUAUGCAUGGUGCGGCACAAGGGGGCGGCGUUCAUCCCCUGCGGCCACACAUUUUGCCGGCUCUGCUCCCGGGAGCUCUGGGUCAGCCGCGGCAACUGUCCCCUCUGCAAUGGCUACAUUCUCGAGAUCCUCGACAUCUUCUAACUUCUCCUCCCAAUUUCCAACGUCCACCACCACCACCAUCACCAAUUGCUCUUCUAUAAUGACAAUGUCCCGUUUCAUGUUGCUAAGACUGUUGUUGCGUGUCUUAUUCAAUGGUCAUCGUUCCUGGAUUUUCCUGAUGCAUGCCAAGAUGGGAGAACAAUAUGUUAGUGAAACAAAAUGUUGGAUUUAGCGUCAUGUUGCUAAAUGCUGAUGUAUAAUGCUGGAUUUAGAUAUCAAUGAAACAAAAAAUUGUAUACAGGUCUUAUUGACCUUAUUAAU
Molecule: messenger RNA, 1610 nt
Organism: Musa acuminata AAA Group (dessert banana)
Lineage: Eukaryota; Viridiplantae; Streptophyta; Magnoliopsida; Zingiberales; Musaceae
Exons: 1
Coding region: 366-1331 (321 amino acids)
Source: RefSeq, a predicted model, not a curated record